UUGCUAGAUGAUGCUAGUUUGAUUGAAAUUAACAACUUGAACAUUGCAGAAGUGUGUGUAUGUCGGUUGAUUUGAGAGAUGGGCUAUGACUAAUGUCGCAUAAAUCAAAUAAACUAUUUAAAUACGACACAGAUGUCGUGUUCUUAUCUGCAGGACCACCAUUAAUUUUUUUUCUUCUUUCCUCUAAAAGUUUACAGUCAUCUCUAGACAGCCGUUGUUACAAUAGUGAUUUGAAUCGAUACCAAAAGUAAUAGCAUUAUUUAUUCUUCAACAGGUGUAAACAGUGGUAUUCAUGAAUAUAUAGAUGUCCUUUAGGUCCAGGAAUUCAGGAAGGGCGUUGUUACCGUUUGGGUUGGAUUACAGUGAUGUAUUAGCCAAUAAUCAUGAAACUGAAAAACCUCAAUUAGUAUUACCUGUUCAUGGAUCAUUGAAUGAAUAUGAAAUCUUAUCAUCUAAACAAUCGAUUGCUUUCACUCAACUAAUGGUCGAUGGGCCAUUCUAUACAGGUAAUGUUGAUAUUAAUGGUGAUAAGAAAUCACCAUCCCAAUCAAAUACAGCUCCAGAUGGUAUCGCUCGAUAUUCUGAUCGUUAUAAAAAAGUUAAAAAAAUUGGUAGAUCAAUAGAAGAACAUCCUUAUCAAUUAGAAUUCUUUCCUGAAGAGUUAUAUAGUGUGAUGGGGAUUUCUAAUAAACAAAAGAAAAAAUUACUUUCAUUAUCAUCUUUCAAAUCAAAUGGUGGUUUAAAAGAAUAUUCGAUUGAUGAAAAUUCUGAAUCUGAUAAAGCAGCUUCAAUGUUGGAAAGAUUAAAAGAUAUGGCUGAAGAAUUGGAUGAAGAACAAGAUAAAGAUGAUGAUGGUGAAGAUCUUGAAGAAGAACUCGAUGAUGAAUUUGAUGAAGAUGAAGAUGAUGAUUAUAAUGCUGAAAAAUAUUUCGAUGAUGGUGAAGAUGAUGGUGGUAAUGAUGCUGGCAAUGAUGAAGCUGCCUUUUAGUUGUAAAAGUUUUAAUUUGCUAAAUUCAAGUGUAUAUUAGAAAGUUCAUAUAUAUGUAUAUAUAUAUAUAA
Molecule: messenger RNA, 1059 nt
Organism: Scheffersomyces coipomensis
Lineage: Eukaryota; Fungi; Ascomycota; Pichiomycetes; Serinales; Debaryomycetaceae
Gene: RPC31
Product: DNA-directed RNA polymerase III subunit
Exons: 1
Coding region: 305-988 (227 amino acids)
Biological process (GO): transcription by RNA polymerase III
Cellular component (GO): RNA polymerase III complex
Source: RefSeq, a predicted model, not a curated record